Molecule: messenger RNA, 3114 nt
Organism: Triticum turgidum subsp. durum (durum wheat)
Lineage: Eukaryota; Viridiplantae; Streptophyta; Magnoliopsida; Poales; Poaceae
Source: the annotation of a GenBank genome assembly
AUGAAUGAACCCAUCGACUGGUCAGUCUAUGCCCAAGAUGUUGACGAAGCCACAGAGGGAAUAUUCAAAGUUAUUCAGCUCAAGUAUAACUGGAGGGUCAUAUGUUUUGAUAGUUGGAAUGGAUUUGGAGCAUCCGCUGUUCUUGGAUCAGUAGCUGCAGUGCUUCCAUCUAGGAGAACCACUCUGGAACCUCUUGACAAAAUAAUCUUUGUAGAUUGCUCAAAGUGGAAAAAUAGAAGAGGAGUGCAGAGGGCAAUUGCAGAGGAACUACAACUUGAUCGCUCUGUAAUGGCUAUUCUAGAUGAGCAAGAUGAAGAUGAUGAUUUUUGGGGACAUGGUGAAAGCUCGAGGAUUGAGAUAUAUAGUGUUAGUCAAGUAAUUCAUCGGAUCCUGAGGAAUGUCAAAUUUAUAAUGAUUUUUCUUAAUGGGAGUGAUGACGAAGUUGACGUAGGUCUCAUGGGUAUUCCUCUAGGAAGGUAUUAUGAAAACAGCAUGAUGAUAUGGGCCUUCAGCAGAAGCCGCCUGAUGAUGCUUGACGACCAUUCCGAGGUAGCAAAAAAGCUAAGAUAUACUCAGGUUUUCUGUCAUUGCUCUAUCAAAGACAUGAGAAGCUCUCAGUUUCGUGGACUGCUACAUCAAGAAGCUGCUACCAUCGUUGCUCGCAACCCAUGUAUGAUGGACAUUGACCCAACAAUUGUUGCAGAUUGCUGUCUCUAUGAGUUAUUCCUGCACUAUAAUUUCCACACCUUCAGUAAACUUGGUUGGGUUUCUCAUGCUUCCAACUAUUGGAUAUGCAACGCAACCAUACAAGGGGACAGAGCAAGGGAUAUCAGUAAUGCAUUGCAUCGAGAGAUAAAUUGGAAGUGUGACACUUUUCUGCUUGACCAUGUUCUUAAAAUGUUCAUGAAACAUUCGGAGCCUCCUUUUUUGGUAAUUAAAGAUGAUGAUGUCUAUGAAGAAGGCCCAUACAAUUGGAUUUCGGUCACGUCAAGAGAUGCAGAAGUACAUGGUAUGAAGACAAUACCUGCAACGGCAUCAUCUUUCUUCUUGGCAUUUGAAAUAUCCAAACACCCACCAGCUUUACCAGAUGGAUUUUUUGAUCAUUGCAGCAAGCUCGGCGUGCUGGUUCUCUACUGUUGUUCCUUCAGUUUUGCUUCACCUUCUUUCCUGGAGUGUCGUGGCCUAAGAUUCCUUGGACUGGACCAUUGUACAGAUGACAAAACUAUUGGAGGAGAGAAUCAUGCAGUUUGGUUAAGUCUGUAUAGCUUGUGGGUGCUGGACCUGCGUUACACCGAUUGGAAUGAAAUCUUAUCCAAGGAAAUGUUAAAUCUCAUGAAAAAUAUCAGAGAGUUAAAUAUAGAGGGAGUCAGGGGCUGGCAAUACACUACUGAGCUACAAGGGCGAUUACCUAACCUCCAGAGGCUCAGAAUAAUGAAACCGACGUGUCAAUGGGAGACCACAGAGGAUGUCGAUAACUCCUUUACGGAUAAGAAAAGUAUAGAAAUACUUGACUUGUCUGGCAAUUGUGACAUGAAAAUUCUUCCACCAAGCCUAUCGAAGGCAACUAGCCUCCGGUUGCUUGUACUUGAUGGUUGUGAUGGACUAGAAAGCAUUGGUAGGCUCCCUCCCUCCCUUGAAUCAUUUAGCUUCAAUGGAUAUGGGCCAGCUUCUCAAUGGACAGAAACUGCUGAGCUACCUUCAAAACAAUUUCUUCCAUCCAGCAGAACAGAUAAUAAGGAUGUCAGAAUAUCCAAGAUCUCCUUAGCAGGCUGCACCCAGUUGGGGAAUUUGUACUUGUGUUGGCUACCCAACCUAGUGGAAUUGGACCUCUCUGGAACAUCAAUCAAGAUAUUUGACUUCAAGACUAUGGUGGUGCAAAUCCCAAGGCUCAAGCGGCUGUUUCUAAUAGGAUGCAAGCACCUUCGUGCAAUAACCUUUUUGCACGAGAGUGUUCCUGACCUGGAGUUGCUGUGUGUAGACACACGAGCUGGAAUCGUGUGUCCUCUUCGGCCAUCCAUCAGCAAAAACAAACCUUUCAGGUUGCAGGUGCAUGGUGUUGUUGUAGAUGCAAGGCUUACUCACUCCUUGUCGAAUCUGAUCUUUAAUUAUAUACAAGGUGAUGUGCACUUUAAUAUCCAUGUCACAUCCUCACCUAUGUAUGACGGGGUUAUUCAAUUUGAAGCAACCAGCAAGGAUAUGAUUGGCCCCAGUGAUCAAGAGAGCCUGCAACUUAUUCCAACAGGCCGGUACAGUGAUGUCCUUGGGAUGGUUGGCGUUGUCCCAGUGCAGGCCUUUCCACAGCCUCCGACUACAAAGUUUGAUCGACAUGUAGAGAUUGCUGAUGGGAGCUUCUAUGUGGAGAGAGAACUUGACGAAGCACUAGGCGAACUGAUGGAAAAGCGUGCAGAAUCCCUGCAUGUGCAUGAUGUCUUGGUACAUGCUAUUCUGCCUAAAUACAGAUCGUGGAUGAAGCUUAGGUGGUGCUGCGUGGAGAGGUGCCCAAAAGUGGAUACUGUCUUCCCUGGGAAUCCAUACAGAUUUACUGCAUUGGAGACCUUCUGGGUGUCAGAUGUCCUAAUGGCCCGCUCGAUUUUUAGUAAAGGUUCACGCUUUAACCGAUAUGGUGAGAUUGGAUCCUUCAAAAAUUUACAGCACCUUCAGCUGCGUUCAUGCCCCAGCCUCCAGUUUGUGCUCCCUCUCUGGGUCUCCUCCUUCCCCAGCUUGGAGACCCUCCACAUCAUCCACUGCGGCGACCUCAACCACAUCUUCAUACUGGACGAAGAGUACCCUGAAGAAAUAACUAGCCACGGUGUACUAUUCCCGAAGCUGACCGCCAUCCACAUGCACGACCUACCGAAGCUGCAGGAGAUAUGCGAGGUCAAGAUGGUGGCCCCAAUGCUUGAGAGCCUCAAGAUCAGGGGAUGCUGGAGCCUGCGCCGGCUGCCAUCCGUGGGUGCCCGUGGCCAAGGCGAGAAGAAGCCGACGGUCGAGAUCGAGAAGGACGUGUGCGACGCUCUAGAGUGGGAUGCCGGUCACCACCCUGACCACUUCGAGGCACCGGUCCACUCGCGCUACUACAAGGAGAAGCUGCCCAGGGUCUCAGUGCUCAGGUGA